Cannabis sativa is the source of this 5507-nucleotide messenger RNA. RefSeq names its product small RNA 2'-O-methyltransferase. Gene Ontology annotation, biological process: RNA methylation; piRNA processing; siRNA processing. The transcript is spliced from 10 exons. Gene Ontology annotation, cellular component: cytoplasm; nucleus. The record is from RefSeq and is a predicted model, not a curated record. NCBI's taxonomy places the organism in Eukaryota, Viridiplantae, Streptophyta, Magnoliopsida, Rosales, Cannabaceae. Gene Ontology annotation, molecular function: O-methyltransferase activity; RNA methyltransferase activity; peptidyl-prolyl cis-trans isomerase activity. The coding region runs from base 2507 to 5326 and encodes 939 amino acids.
AUUUAUGGUCGAGUUUGAUUUGGGGGCUUGAGCUUUUGCGUAAGGGGUUGAGGAAGACCGUUGGGGAUGGAACUAGUAUUGUCGCUUUUAGAGAUCCAUGGCUUCCUAGGCCUAGAACAUUUCGUCCCAUCACUUCGAGGCCAGAGGUUGAUUGGUUGGUUCAAGAAUUUAGUACAACAGGUGGUGUGUGGAAUAUUACGGCGUUAUUACAGGUGUUCUUGUUGAUGGAUGUUAAUGUCAUUCUUGGUAUUUCUUUGGCAAGUGAGUGUUGUGGGAUGGUUGGUGUUGGCACUACAAUUCACAUGGUUAUUAUUCUAUGAGGAGUGGAUAUUCACGGUUUUAGAUUUGGUGAAUGAGAAUAAGGGGUGCUCAACCUUGAAUUUGAGCUUGGUGGAAUGGUGUUUGAAUUUGAGGGUGCCACAGAAGGUUAAAAUCUUUGUGUGUUGGAUGUAUUAUCGAGCACACUCUCAACUUAUUAAACGAAAUAUACUAGUUCAGCCGAUUUGUGCAAGGUGUGGGGACGAGGUAUUUAGACAAAUGCUUGUCCUAAAUUUUUAUGUACUCCCAUAACAAUUGAUCUAAUUUAAUAGUAUUACCAUGUUUUCCUUUAAAAAAUAAAUAAAUAAAAUAAAUAAAUGUUAGAAUGAAUUUACAACAUUUUAAAAUACAAUCAAACACAAAAAUAUAAUAAAAAUUGAUUCUUUUUAAUUUCAUUAUAUAUUUCAACUAGUUUCACCUAACCGGUUAUAUCAAGUAAAAAGUUAAACAAGUACAAGAUUCCUAUAUAAUUCAACAACUAUCACUUGCCUAAAAUAUGAAUCUCACACGUAAAGGACUUCGUCCCAUGAGAGACCAUAGGAUUGACCUUAUUUAUUUACUUAAAAUACAUAAGAGUAAACUUAAAAUAAUUAUUAUUCUGUGUUAAAAAAAAACUAAUAAUUCAUUUAACAAAGAAUUUUAAAAUUUUAUUUUUGGCACUUUAAAUUUUUUAUUUUUUUUUUCAAAAAAUUACAACAAUUCUAAAUAAUUAUAAUGUAUACAAUUAUAAAAAAAAUAAAAUUAGACUAAAAUACACUCUUAAAUGUUAAAGUAGAUGAAAUAAUAUACAUAUAGAAGAUAUACUGAAAUAAUAUAAUAUUUUGAGUUGCAAUUGAUAUUUUUCAAAAUAUGUAUUAAUGGAAGCUUCUAAGUGCACCUUAUAAAAAUGUGCACUAAUGGAAGUUCUAUUAUUUCAGCAUUCAAAGAAAAAAAUUUACUCUAAUUAUUUUAUGUUAAUAUAUGUUAUAAACUUAUAGUUAUUUAAGGUAUUUAUUAAAUUUUAAAAAAUUUAGAAUAAUUUAAAAUAUAAAAAGCAGUACUCAAAUAAUUUACUUUACACACGUAUAAAUUAAAAGAAAUAUGCGUGUAACACACUGUUUUACUUUUGAUUUUAUUGCGUUAAUAUUUUUUUUAAAUUUUACAAAAUAUAUUAUUUUUUAAAGGCUAAUUAGGAUUUUGCCCCCUGAACUUUGAUAUGUACCAAAUUAUGCUCUCUAAACUUUGAAGGUCGUUAAAAAUGCCCCUUGAACUAUUGAGAUAGUUGAAUUUAAGGACUUUUUUCCAAUUUUAAUAAAAAAGUCUAACAUGGAUGAAAGUUCAGAGGCCAUAAUUUAGUACAUAUCAAGAUUCGAGGGGCAUGAUUUGGUAGAUUUCAAAGUCUGGGGAGCAUAGUUUAGUACAUAAACAAUCACUGAAAUAGUAAAAUUGAAUGAAAUUAGACAAAAGUCCUUAAAUCCAACAAUCUCAAUAGUUCAGGGGGCAUUUUUAACGACCUUAAAAGUUCAGGGGCAUGAUUUGGUACAUGUCAAAGUUCAGGGGGCAUGAUUUGAUACAUGUCAAAAUUCAGGGAGCAAAAAUCUUAAUUAGCCUUUUUUUAAAUAACAUUUUAGAGAAUAUCUUAAAUAAUUCCACAAAUAUUAAAAAAAAUUGUAAUACAAAAUUUUCCAAUUAUGAAUGGGGUAGCACCAUAACCACUUGAGGCUAGCUCAAGUGGCCAUAAGGGGUGCGUGUGUGUUGAAAGUCCUGGGUUCGAGUUCCAAGUUAUGCUGAUAUAAUAUAUAAACGCUUAAAUAAAUAAAUAAAAAAAAAGAAUGGGGUAGCACCAUAAACUUUUCUUUUAUUAACCUUUGUGAGAAAGUUUGGACUUUGUUUUUAUUUAUUAAUAUUAUUAUUCCCUGUGAACUUUUUUGCCUUCUUACACAAGUUGUGUAGUGUUGGAAGAAUAAAAGACUCACAAACAUUUCUUCAAAGAAAAAAAAAAAAAAACAAACAAAAGAGCAAGCGGAAGGAAUAACGUUUCCCUCCUUUCCCUUUAAAUACCAAAUUCCCAAACCAAACUCCACCCCAAAGCUCACUCCCAACCCACCCAAGAACGACACCGCAAAAUCACAAUUCUCAGUCAUUCAUUUCCCAUUUGUUUUUAUUUUUUAUUUUUUUUUAUGUUGGAACAGACUCCUAGAGGUUAGCUAUGGAAAAUGGAGAAUCUACAGAUGUUGUAGUGAGAAAGAGUGUCCUCACUCCUAAGGCCAUUAUAUAUCAGAAGUUUGGUAAUGAUGCCUGCUAUAAGGUUGAGGAAGUACAGGAAUCUAAUCAAAAUGAAUGCCCGGGAUUGGCUAUUAUACAGAGAGGUCCUUGCCUUUAUCGUUGCUCAUUGCAGCUCCCUGAGAUUUCUGUAAGGUCAGGAACAUUUAAGAAGAAGAAGGAAGCUGAGCAAGCAGCCUCUGAAUUGGCCUUACAAAAGCUGGGUAUUGAUCCUUUAACUUACAACAUUGCUGAAGAAGAUCCAUGGAACACUUUAGUUAAUCGUAUCAAGUUUUCGUUCUCAAAUGAGUUCCUAACUACUCUUCAUCCUCUAAGUGGUCACCUCAGAGCAGUUUUGCAGAGAGAAGGUGAUCUCUACGGUCGUGUCCCUGUUUCAGUCAUUGCUUUGAUUGAUCCAAAAGUCUCAAAUCUAAGUAGGUCAAUAGAUCCUAAGGUGGAGUUACAUCCAUAUAUGGGCAUAUCUUAUGUUAAGAAGGCUGUUGCUGGAUUAUCUGAGAUCGUUGAUACUUCUGACGAACAGCUUUGGGUCAAGAGGAAAGAUCCAUACCCUCUUGAAAUUAUGGAUUUAGAUAUGCAACAAUCUGUCUCUCCAGGAAGUUGCUCGGUUGGAGCCGUAUAUAUACCAUGUUCAAAUGAGAAGACAGCUUACACCGUAAACCUUGAUGUUUCUUCAUCAGGAUAUUACCUGGAUGCUGUUGCAAAUCAGUUAGGUUUGAUGGAUGCUUCUAAGGUUUUGAUGACAAGGCCCAUUGGUAGAGCUUCUUCUGAGGUUAGGGUGUACUUUGCUACUUCAGAGAUAUAUGUGUCGGAACUGCCUUCUAAUCAUUCAAAUGCCAAAACAGACAUGCAUUCUGAAGAAUCUUAUAAUACAUGGGCAAGUUGCUUGUCUGGUGAGGCUAUAUAUGGUGAUGCAAUUUUGGCAUCCAUUGGAUAUACAUGGAAGUAUAAAGAGCUUUUUCAUGAAGAUUUAACCUUGCAAUCAUAUUACAGGAUGCUUUUGAACAAGGUACCAAGUGGAGUUUACAAGUUAUCGAGAGGAGCAAUACUUGCAGCUCAUUUACCUUCAGCAUAUACUACGAGGACAAACUGGAGGGGUUCCUUUCCAAGAGAAAUCCUCUGUACAUUUUGCCGCCAGCACCGUCUUUUUGAACCUGUUUACUCAUUGGUCAGUAUCUCUGAAGCACCAUCUGAGACAUCGGGCUCACACAAAAAAUUGAAGUUGAGAGACUCAGCUGUGGAAGGGACAGACCAUGCAAAUGGUAGCAUAGUUGCUGCUGGUUCUAAGGAAGCAGUGGAAUCAGGAGGCACCUUUCGAUGUGAAGUUAAGAUAUACUCAAAGUUUCAGGAUUUGAUUAUAGAGUGUUCCCCAAAGGAAUCUUACAAGAAGCAGAGUGAUUCCUAUCAGAAUGUAUCUUUGAAAGUUCUUAUAUGGUUAGAUGCAUAUUUUAUGAAUUUCAAUACUCCUCUAAUCAGACUAAAUAGUUCUGCCGAUGAACUUGACAUUAAAUUUAAUCCCACAAACUUUUUUAAAGCAUUUGCACUUUGUCGGCCUAUUCAAUCUUUCUUAUACGGUGAUACUGUGGAAGCCAGAGGAGAUGAAUCAAAUGCUAUGCCAGGACAAGAAAUUCGUGGCCCAGAUUCUGGUGUAUCUCCAUCUAAUGGAUCGUUAGCGUGUAUAAGUUAUUCAGUGAUGUUGGUGAUCAAAAGUACAAACACGAAAGAACUUCUUGAACACAAUGAUGAAUUUGAGUUUGAGAUUGGAUCUAGUUCAGUGAUACACCAAAUUGAAGCAGCUAUUAUGUUAAUGACUGUUGGGCAGUCAGCUAUUUUACCUAUGGGUGUGCAUUCUCAAGAGUUAAUUUUAGCUGCCACGGAUGAUUCUGAAAGGGUUCUUUCUUUGCUGUCUGCAAACUGCUGCUUGGAGUACACUAUAACUUUAUAUCAAGUAACAGAACCUUUGGAAGACAGAAUGGAGAAGGCACUGUUUAGUCCCCCGCUUUCAAAGCAGCGAGUUGAAUAUGCAGUCCAACACAUCAGGCAAACCUGUGCUACUACUUUGGUUGAUUUUGGAUGUGGCUCUGGAAGUUUGUUGGAUUCUUUAUUGAAUUAUCAGACUUCUCUUGAAAAAAUUGUUGGCGUUGAUAUUUCUCACAAAAGUCUUAUACGUGCAGCAAAAAUACUACAUUCUAAACUAAAUGCAAAUGAAGCUUGUGCUGGUAUAAAGUCUGCGAUUCUAUACGAUGGUUCCAUAACAGAAUUCGAUCCUCGAUUGUGUGGUUUUGAUAUUGGUACUUGUUUAGAGGUAAUUGAGCAUAUGGAGGAAGAUCAAGCAUGGCUGUUUGGUGACGUUGUGUUGAGUUACUUUUGUCCGAAGAUUCUGAUUGUUUCUACUCCGAACUACGAAUACAAUGUCAUACUCCAGAGAUCUAAUCUAUCAAACCAAGAAGAAGAUCCAGAAGACAAAACUCAGUCUCAAGCCUGUAAAUUUCGUAAUCACGACCAUAAGUUCGAGUGGACUAGAGAGCAGUUCCAGCAGUGGGCGUCAGACUUGGCCACUAAACACAAUUACAGCGUUGAGUUCAGUGGGGUCGGUGGUUCCGGUGAAGUGGAACCCGGUUUCGCCUCCCAGAUUGCUGUUUUCAGAAAGGGAACAACUCCACCUCUUGCUGAUAAUGAUUCACCUGCUGUUGUGGCUGAUAAUCAUUGCAGCAUUGUGUGGGAAUGGGAUGGUAGCACUAGAUUAUGACUCUUUCACUAACAAACCACACAUGAAAUGAACAUUUCGAUUCCUAGCUUUUGGUUUUUGUCUCCUAGAUUUCUAUAACUAAUGAUAAAGUUCGUUUGACCAAAGUUUCUAUGAAGUUAGCUGACAAAAGUUGCCUUAAUCAUCAAUUCUACUAGAUAAAUAUUUUUUUUUUCUGAACUUA